Molecule: messenger RNA, 1159 nt
Organism: Magallana angulata
Lineage: Eukaryota; Metazoa; Mollusca; Bivalvia; Ostreida; Ostreidae
Product: neo-calmodulin-like
Exons: 5
Coding region: 400-858 (152 amino acids)
Molecular function (GO): enzyme regulator activity; calcium ion binding
Source: RefSeq, a predicted model, not a curated record
AAAGUAAAAUAUAUUCGGUGGGCUGGACUGGGUAUACAUUUUUAUUUUUCAGUUUUUUAAAUCUUUCUGUAAAUCUCCGAAGUCUUCUGAAACGUAGAUUGUCAUCGCCAAGCACAGCGAUUGAUAAUAUAAUGCGCCACCUUUCAAGAAACAACAUGACGUUGUUAAAUGUUAUGUAAAAUUAUUAAAGAGACAGAGAGAGAAGAAAGAAAAAGAUAUAAUUUUCAUCAUCGGCCCUUAUUGAGAACUGAGGGGUGAAGGAGAAAAAAAUCACGUAUAUCACUCGAUCUGUUAAUGAAGUAACAGACCAUUUUCGCUGUAGAUAUAUAGGCCAAUUUUAAUGCCAAAAGAAAACAGUCAGGGUGCCUCGGGAUUUAACCUUCAAUAUAGCUAUUCAAAAUGGAAAAAUUUACCAAGGAGCAAGUAGAAGAGUAUCGUCAAGCCUUUCGUGUGUUUGACAAAGAUGGUGAUGGAACUAUAUCCACGGAGGAACUUGGGGUUGUUCUCCGGUCCCUGGGGCAAAAUCCGUCCCCCGAGGAACUCGAUGACCUCGUGGAAGCAAUUGAUGUUGAUGGAAAUGGAAUAAUCGAUUUCAAUGAAUUUCUACAAAUGAUGGCUAGAAAAAUGCAAGAGGUGGACGUUGAAAAUGACAUCAGGGAGGCAUUCAAAGUCUUCGACAAAGAAAACAAAGGCUACAUCACGGCGUCAGAAUUACGUCACAUCAUGACGAACCUGGGAGAGAAACUGUCUGAUGACGAAGCAGACGAGAUGUUAAUGGAGGCGGAUCGAGACGGAGACGGACAGAUUGACUACGAGGAAUUUACGGCCAUGUUGGCAGGUGGCAUGAAACCCCAAUAACGAGAGAGAGAGAGAGAGAGAGAGAGAGAGAGAGAGAGAGAGAGAGAGUUUUUAAUUCAACUAACGCAUGUUUUUACAUACCCUGACGCCUCCGUAGACAUAUUAUUUCAUUUCAAUGCAUUAUUGAAAAAAAACCCAACAUCAAUUAUGUUAAUUGCUGUUUUGUAUAUCAAAUGUGAAUAUUAUUUCGUUUUGAAAUCUUUUAUACCUGUUAUACUUGACAAAUGCAAAAAUGUGUAUGGAUUUGUGUUAUCUUAAAUAAAAACCAUACAACCAAAACAAAAUACAAUCAGUCUAUCUA